This is a messenger RNA of Austrofundulus limnaeus, 1263 nucleotides long. Its product is annotated as keratin, type I cytoskeletal 47 kDa. Gene Ontology annotation, cellular component: cytoskeleton. Gene Ontology annotation, molecular function: structural molecule activity. The record is from RefSeq and is a predicted model, not a curated record. NCBI's taxonomy places the organism in Eukaryota, Metazoa, Chordata, Actinopteri, Cyprinodontiformes, Rivulidae.
GUGCACUCACUGGAGGUCAAAAACAAAGAACUGGAGCUGAACAUCAGGGAGUUUUGCAGUAAAACCACAUUUGUUACCAAAGAUCACAGCGCCUACCUUUCCACCAUCGCCGACCUGCAAGCAGAGAUCAUAAAAAUCUGCUCAGGCAAUCAAAGUAUCCUGCUGCAGACCGACAACGCCAAACUGGCAGCCGAUGACUUUCAAAUGAAGUAUGAGCUSGAGCUCAGCAUGAGGAACACGGUGGAGGCUGACGUGAUUCGUCUCCGAGGGAUCCGGGACAACCUGACCCUCACCCUCUGCAGCCUGGAGACGAAUGUGGAGAAUCUGAAGGAGGAGCUGGUGUCUCUGGCCAACACCCACAAGAACGAGCUGGAGGAGCUGCGAGUCCAGGGCACCGGUUCUGUGAAGGUGGAGGUGGACAGCGCAGAGUCCGCUGACCUGACGAAGGUCCUGGAGGAAGUGAGGCAGCAGUACGAAACUCUGAUGAAGAACAACAAGCUGGAGCUGGAGAAAUGGUUCAAAUCAAAGAUGGAAAUCCUUCAGAGCCAAAUCAUCUCCUGCACAACAGAAGUGAAGACGUAUCACACAGAAAUCUCUGAGCUGAAGAGAACCUACCAGGUUCUGGAAAUAAGUCGUCAGGCUCUGUACAACGAGGUUAAGUGUCUGCAGCAGAAUGAGAUGGAGGUGAACGCUCGGUACGCCGCUCUCCUCAGCCAGCACCAGGCCACCAUCAGCAGCCUGGAGGCUGAGCUGCAGGAGAUGAAGAUGUCCCUGGAGCAGCUGCAGAUCAAAUACACACUGCUGCUGGAGCUCAAACCCAGGCUGGAGAGGGAAAUCGAGGAAUACAGGAGGCUGCUGGGAGGAGACGAACUUGAACAGAGGAGGGCUGUGAUCAUCAAAGAAACCACAGAGGAAGUUGAAGAGCAAAAACCCCACAUCGAGAAGCGAGUGAAGACCAUCGUGGAGCAGAUCAUCGAUGGUAAAGUGGUUUCCAGCACCGAGGACACCAAAGUGCAAACCAUUCAGUAACACUGCUCCCACUAAACAUAUUUUUUUUUACAUUUAUACACACAGAUUAAUCAAAAGCUGUUUAUUUAGAGUGAUUAAUGUAUAAUUUUAAGUUGUCUGCAAACUGUUUAUAUUCUUCUUUCAUCUUAUUUUUCUUUUGGCCAGAAAAAUGUAGCAAAAAGUUGCCCUUCGUGCUUUUGGAAAAGGUGAAUAAAACAACUAAAAGUAAUAAAAAGCUGAAUUUUUAUGCAUAAA